AUGGGUGAUGCCAGACAACUUCCGGCGGACGGGAUUUCGCAGUACACGAGGGAUAAGGCAAGCCGCACCCGGAUUGCCAUCGAAUCCUUCUACGCCCAAUGCGUCACCCAGUCGGUGGAGCGUGAGAAGCGAGCGCAAAAGUUGGAAGAAGAUAUGACACUAAAAGGCCUCACCGAGGAACAAAAAGAGGAGCAGCGAAAAGUUCAGCGCGCCAAGGAAAGCGACUUCUUGAGGCUUAAGAGAACCCGACUCCAAGUCACCGAUUUUGACUCGUUGAAAGUGAUUGGAAGGGGAGCUUUUGGAGAGGUUCGUCUCGUCCAAAAAGUCGACACUGGCCAUAUCUACGCCAUGAAGAUUUUAAGGAAAUCAGAAAUGUUGGAAAAGGAGCAGACAGCCCACGUCCGCGCUGAACGUGACAUCCUCUCAGAGGCGGACUGCGAAUGGGUGGUGAAAAUGUACUACUCGUUCCAAGAUUACGCAAACUUGUAUUUGGUUAUGGAAUUUUUGCCGGGAGGAGACAUGAUGACACUCCUCAUCAAAAAGGACACCCUCCCGGAAGAGGCCACCCAGUUUUACAUCGCCGAAGCCGCACUAGCCAUCCAAUUCAUCCACAACCUCGGGUUCAUCCACCGCGAUAUUAAGCCGGACAACUUAUUGUUAGACGCUAGGGGCCACGUCAAGCUCUCCGAUUUCGGGCUCUGCACCGGUUUGAAGAAGAUUCACAGGACUGAGCAUUACAGAAAUUGGCCAAGCCAAUUGCCAGCUGACUUCGUCCAAAAACCCUUCGAAUCCAAAAGAAAAGCCGAAACAUGGAAGAAGAAUCGACGAGCUUUUGCCUAUUCCACUGUGGGAACCCCGGAUUACAUCGCCCCGGAAGUCUUCCAACCCAACGGCUACACGAAAAGCUGCGACUGGUGGAGCCUGGGGGUUAUUAUGUACGAAAUGUUGAUAGGUUACCCCCCGUUUUGCUCGGAGACGCCGCAGGAAACGUAUCGAAAAGUGGUGAACUGGCAGCAGACGUUGGUAUUCCCGCCGGAAAUGCCGAUUUCAGUAGAAGCCCGAGCGACAAUCAAACGCUUCUGCUCCGAGUCCGAGCGCCGCAUGGGGCACAACAACGGCAUCGAGGAGAUCAAGGCUUGCCCGUUUUUCAAGAGGAUUGAUUGGCUCCAUAUUAGAGAAAAACCAGCCCCCGUUCGGGUGGAGGUGAAAUCGAUAGACGAUACCUCAAAUUUUGACGACUUCCCGGAUGCAGAUUUGGGAUUGCCCCUGCCCGCCCAGCGACCCCCAGACGCCGAGCUGCCGGGUAGACGCGGAGAAUUCGUCGACUUCACCUACAAUCGCUUCAACGGGUUGACGCAAAGGAUGCGAUUUGAUGGAAGUGAUCCGCAAGACUUGCGGCUCAUCUUUGAUCAGGAACCAACGCCC
Mesorhabditis spiculigera is the source of this 1425-nucleotide messenger RNA. Lineage: Eukaryota; Metazoa; Nematoda; Chromadorea; Rhabditida; Rhabditidae. The record is from the annotation of a GenBank genome assembly.